UAGUUAAAAGUUGAAAGAAACCCUAAAUGCUUUGACUGCUACGUAUCGAAGGUUAUUGAGAUUUUGAGCCUGAUUUGAAUUUUUAGGUUGAAAGUUAAAAAAAAAGAUUAUGCGUCUGCAGAAGAAGACGCAAAGCAAGGAGGAUGCGGAGGCUAAAACGUCGGUGUGGUGGGACAUGGACCACUUCCCGGUUCCUAGUGGGUAUGAUGCUGGUCGGAUCCGUGAGUGUAUAGAACGGCGGUUGGGGAAGUUAGGUUACUGUGGUCCUGUCACCAUCUCUGCCUGUGGCGACCUACGAAAAACCGAAGAGAACAUACUGCGAGCACUCUCAUCCACUGGAAUCAUUCUUAACCACUCCUAUUGUGCUACCACACACAUAUAUUCCGAUUUGUUGGUAUGGAAAAUGCGUCAUCCAGCUCCGGUUACAAUAAUGCUCAUAACUUCUCCCGGAGACGCGUUUCCCCUGCUUAGGUUUAGUUCCCAAGCAAUAGAAGGGGCCGGGGACCCAACGUUGUUGUGGAUUAUAAAUGGCUUAAGCUAAUUGAAGGUGUCUGUCUGUCUGUCUGACCUCUAGUUGCAGAUUAAUUAAGCUAUACUUGUUUCUCAACUGGUUUACCGUCU
Arabidopsis lyrata subsp. lyrata is the source of this 621-nucleotide messenger RNA. RefSeq lists its product as uncharacterized. Gene Ontology annotation, molecular function: RNA nuclease activity. The record is from RefSeq and is a predicted model, not a curated record. Lineage: Eukaryota; Viridiplantae; Streptophyta; Magnoliopsida; Brassicales; Brassicaceae. Bases 110 to 541 code for a protein of 143 amino acids. Gene Ontology annotation, biological process: regulation of gene expression. The transcript has 2 exons. Gene Ontology annotation, cellular component: peroxisome.